AUGGAAUACGGCCAAUCGCAGCAACAGCAGCAGCGUCCGCGCUCGGUCGCGACGGGCGUGUCCCGCAAGUCGUCGAUGGCCUCACGCAACUCGCAGCUGAUCAAGAAGAAUACCGGUUAGUCCACUCCGCCUCAUCAUCACCUCGUAGACAUGGCGGUAGACCUGGGGGACCGUCCACCCUUGUGCGCCUGGCGCGCUUUACACGAGGCUUCAUCCAAUGCCACCCUCGACAUGCUAGCUGAACGUCAGUCACACCAGCGACUCGAUGCUCGCCGAUCGGUCUCAUCAGGCAAGGCCGAGCUUCACUUACCCCUCUGCAGGCCACGCCCCCACCGCCUCGGGGGGCGAGGCCGGGGAGCGGGUUUGGGAGGCGGGUCGCCGGCAUGCGGCAUGCGUGCUAGUAUGGGGGCAUCAAGCAGGCCUCCUGAUAUUGAUAGACGGCUGUACAGUCCCCUUUGGGCAAGGCCGUGGUGAUAUCGACUAUGACGCAACUCCUGUCUCAAAGCCUCGCACGCUGAUUCGUGCUGCCUGACCGUCCCUCCCUCCGCCCAUCCGCCCCUUCGCCGGACUGACUCGUCUGCCCCACCGAUGUCACUGGCACCCCUUCUUUAGGACCGUGAGUGAUAGCGCAUGCUUCUGAAGACCCGAUCACCCUGACUAACCUGCUAUGGUGUCAACUGUUUCUUCUUCGUGGGAUUUCGCCGCCCGCUUGAACCAGUCACGAAUUACGCCCUUCCGAUGUCCUGAUCGAGCGCUUCAACGCGUGGAAGAGGCUUGUGAAGAACCUCAUCGCCUACUUCGAGGGCAUUGCCGACAUCGAGGUGAUUUUGCAACUGCGCUUUCUGGGCUGGUUCCUUCGACGUUGCUGACGAAAACGUUCAACUACGGCCAUGCCAGAGCAACACCGCCAAAGAGUUGACCAAGCUCGGCGGUGUCAUCCAGGUCCCGUUCCGUGAGGGCAACCAGGUCGGUCAUGCUCUCUGUAUAAGUCUCUCCAUCUGGCAUCUGGGCAGCACGGACUCACGCCUGACUACGUUUCAUUUCCAGUUCCUCGGCGAAGGUGGCGUGCAAGACAUCUUCUACGGGGUCGUAAGUGGUCGAAACGGGCACACCACAUUGAGUCGGCUCGCGACACCGAGCUGAUGAAGCUCCACUAUGUAUCUGUGCGUGUGCGUCCACAGCGCGAAAAAACCCGCGCGAUUGCCGAUUCGCAUGCCAACUUGGCCAAGACUGUCGAGGGCUCGAUCGUUCAGCAUUUGCAGAAGCUACGCACCGAGCUCAAGGCCCAUGUGAAGAACAUCCAACAAGACACCGGCAAGCUCGCCGCUGCUGUCGCGAAGGAACGCGAGCUUUCGACUAAGAUGAUCACGGAUCUGGCCCGAAGCAUUACGAUGCUCAAGAAUACCCCCAUGGGCGUUCAUGCAAAGGAGGACCCUUGGUGAGUCUUGCGCCUUAUCACCACAGCUUCCUUACCCAAAGCGAUGAGACUUAAGUGAGAGUGUAACGUGCACAGGUACACGAACUCGCUCGUUGAGCGCCAGUUGCAGAAGCAAGUACACGAAGAGAAUGCUCUCCAGAAGAGCAUCAUCAUUAUGCAACAAAAUUCCGAGCAUUUCGAGGAAGGCGUCGUUCGCGCGAUCCAGAUGGCGUGGCAGACCUUUGACGAGUGGAACGCUCGAGCAUCCGCGCAAGUUCAGGAGACGUGGGCCUCGAUGGGGCAACUCAUGCGCUCCGUAGCACCCACUACCGAAUGGAUCGCAUUCGCCUCGCGCUCCGAGUAUCUCUUGGACCCCGAUACGCCAUUGAGGAACCCGUUGACGAUCAACUACCCGGGGAAGGACGACCCCAGUGUCAUUCCCGUCCACCAAGGUAUCCUCGAGCGCAAGAAGCGCUACACGAAGACGUACAAGGGUGAGUAUAUCAGAGCUUCGCACUGUCGGAGUCGACUCGAUCUUCGUACUCCGCUGACUUUUCGCGCCCAAACUUCAGAAUCAUUCUAUAUUCUCACUCCGGCUGGCUAUCUUCAUGAGCAUGCUUCGUCUGAUCUUGAGAAGCACCCCAACCCGGAGCUCUCGCUUUUCCUUCCCGAGUGCACGCUUGGCGCACCCACGAGCCCCAACGCUCGCUCUCACAAGUUCCACAUCGAAGGCAAGAAGGCACUCGGCGGUGACGUUGGUCAAAAGAACGGUCUUUUUGCGAUGGACGCCAGUUUCACUUUCCGCGCUAGAAGUCACGACGAAGUGCUCGAAUGGUGGAACGACUGCAAGCAGCUCAGCAAGGUCUAUCUGACUUCUUCGGAGCCAUUCGAUCGCUCUGGACCUGUUCCUGCGGCUGUCAGGUCGGCAGGCUACUGCGAAGAGGAGUCCGAGGAGGAGUCUGAGGAGGGCUCCUCGGUCGAAGAAGAGUCCGAGGAAGAAGAGGAAGACGAGGACGAGGACGAGCAUGAGCAUGCUGCCGCCGCACACGAACAUACCAACGCAGAGGGUGGUGCUCCUCGCCUGGCUGCGCCUGUCUCGGGCGCUCAAGAGGUGCCUUCCUACUCGGCUCCUGCCGCCGAUUCGGGAAUUGAGACGAAUGCUAGCGGCUACGCCGUUGAAAAGAAGAGUGCCGCUGGGGCUCCCGACGGUGAAGGCGAGACCAGUGGAUCGAAGGUAAGCGUUUCCGCCACGUUCGAGUGAUCGGUCUUGAGCCGUGUGAGCUGAUGGUUCAUCUCCUUCCCCGGCCCUCCUUGACAUCAGCCUGACACGGACCACGUCGCAGAAGGCCAGAAAUCAACCUUCGCGGAACAGAUCUGA
Messenger RNA from Microbotryum saponariae, 2795 nucleotides. NCBI's taxonomy places the organism in Eukaryota, Fungi, Basidiomycota, Microbotryomycetes, Microbotryales, Microbotryaceae. The record is from the annotation of a GenBank genome assembly.